This is a messenger RNA of Sclerotinia sclerotiorum 1980 UF-70, 246 nucleotides long. RefSeq lists its product with no specific name. The transcript has a single exon. The record is from RefSeq and is a predicted model, not a curated record. Lineage: Eukaryota; Fungi; Ascomycota; Leotiomycetes; Helotiales; Sclerotiniaceae. Bases 1 to 246 code for a protein of 81 amino acids.
AUGUCUAAAGAAGAAAUAGGACAUCUUUAUUCACACUUGAUGAGUAAGGGUUUCAUUACAACAUGGGACAUAUGGAGAAUUCUACUUCUACCUUAUGACCAAGGACCGAAGUGGACUCAAAAGAAGGAAAAGAUCUUUGAUGAAGUCGGUCCGAAAUCACGUGCAAUGGGACUCACCAAGGAAUUCAUUUGGUGGGGAUCGAAUUAUAUAGAAAACAAGCUUUCUGAUGAUUUUCCUCUUUCCUAA